UGGAGGACUCUGAGGUGUUUUGUCCAUCAUGGAGGCCAUAGCUGACCUUUUGCAGAUGUUUCAUGUUGAGGCCAGUGGAUUGUCCAUGUCACUCAGUCUCUUCCUCAUCUUUCUGGCUCUGCUCUGCUGGUAUUCAGUUUCCCCCUUUUCGGCCCUCUCUCGAUGUGGAAUCAAACAUCCCAAGCCAUUACCGUUCUUUGGCAACAUGUUCAUGUUUCACCAGGGUGUUAUGGAAACAACUUUUGAUCUUAUAAAUAAACAUGGAAGAGUGUGUGGCUACUAUUUGGGCCGGAUGCCAGUGGUGGUAGUGGCAGACCCUGACAUUCUCAGACAAGUGACGAUCAAGGAGUUCAGCACAUUCCCUAACAGACAGUAUGUUAUCAAUCACACCAAGCCCGUGAGUGACGGUCUGCAGCUGCUUAGAGACGAACACUGGAAGAGAGUCCGCGGCAUCCUCACUCCAUCGUUCAGCGGUGCCAAGUUGAAAGAAAUGGUUCCCCUCAUCAAUACAACUAUUAAUACCCUUAUGAACAUCUUGAAUGCACAUGCAAAGUCAGGAGAGGCCUUUGAUAUCCACAGGUGUUUUAAUUGCUUUACCAUGGAUGUUAUUGCCACUGUGGCAUAUGGCAUCCAACUGGAUUCUCAAAGCAACCCAGAUGACCGUUUUGUUCAUUUUGCUAAGAAGUACUUUAUAGCCCCUGCCUUCAACCCCCUCAUGCUCCUUGUUGUUGCUUUUCCUUUCCUGAAGGUUCCUCUGCUGAGUCUCUUCCCCAACAAAUCACGAGCGGAGAUGGACAGUUUCUUCAUCAACUGCAUUCAGAGGAUUAUCAAGGAGAGAGAUGAGCAGCCUCCUGAACAGAGACGUCGAGACUUCCUCCAGCUGAUGUUGGACGCGCGAAACAGCAAUGAGUGUGUGUCUAUGGAUCAAUUUGACAUGGGAAACCACGCCAAUGAGGUCGGUCAUGGAAACCAACAAACAGACCAGUCGGUCUCUGAGCAGGACUGCCAUCAGCCACAGGCGUCAUCCGCCAAAUCUUCACAGAAGAGGACAAUCACAGAUGAUGAAAUUGUGGGCCAGGCUUUGGUGUUCCUGCUGGCAGGCUAUGAAACCACCAGCAGCACACUGGCCUUCACCUGCUACCUGCUGGCGCUCCACCCUGAAUGUCAGCGCAAAGUACAGGACGAGGUGGACCAAUUCUACUGUAGACAUGAGUCACCAGAUUACUUCAGUGUCCAGGAGCUGAAGUAUUUAGACAUGGUUAUAUCUGAAGCAUUACGGCUCUACUCACCUGGAUUCAGGUUUGCCCGAACUAUUGAUAAAGAGUGUGUAGUGAACGGCCAGCUCCUCCCUAAAGGAGCAUAUCUGGAGAUCGCAGCAAGCUACCUACACCGUGACCCAGAAUACUGGCCCGAGCCUGAGAAGUUCAUCCCUGAGAGGUUCACGCCAGAAGCCAAGGCCAACCGGCAUCCGUGUGUCUACCUGCCAUUUGGGGCCGGCCCCCGUAACUGUGUGGGGAUGAGGCUUGCCCAGCUGGAGAUGAAGAUGGCACUUGUGCAGUUGUUCCGCAGGUUCAACGUUGUGACCUGCUCAGAGACCAAGGUUCCUCUUGAGUUGACGAGUGCUGCCCUUCUUGGACCUAAAAACGGCGUAAUUGUGAAAAUUGCUAGAAGAGACAUGGGAGAAGGUCAAAGGAAUCCUACCACUAAAUGA
This is a messenger RNA of Myripristis murdjan (pinecone soldierfish), 1711 nucleotides long. RefSeq names its product thromboxane-A synthase-like. Gene Ontology annotation, molecular function: iron ion binding; oxidoreductase activity, acting on paired donors, with incorporation or reduction of molecular oxygen; heme binding. Bases 29 to 1711 code for a protein of 560 amino acids. NCBI's taxonomy places the organism in Eukaryota, Metazoa, Chordata, Actinopteri, Holocentriformes, Holocentridae. The transcript is spliced from 13 exons. The record is from RefSeq and is a predicted model, not a curated record.